AUGGCGCUUAAACCGGACAUUAUCGUCGGCGUGGACUUUGGUAUGACCGGUACUGGGGUCGCGUACUCAGUUGCACCAGAAUGGGCACGUCCAGAAGUCAUUCAGAGCUGGCCAGGAAAUACAAGAGGGACAGUUGCCGACAAAGUUGACUCGAAGAUCUCGUAUGAUCUCAGAUCAGGCCAAUUAGCCGCAUGGGGCUUCUUUGCAGACUUUACCAUACGCCACCACAAAUAUACGGAGCUAUUCAAAUUAUAUCUCGAUCCAGAAUUCAAUGCAUCUCAAAUAGAUGCCCCCAGCCUUGAAGAAGCGCGCAAGUGGUUUAGGGAUUUUCUCAGCUGUCUGUACAAGGAAGUGAUGAAGCAUCUGAAGGAAACUAUUCCAAGAGUUCAAUCACGAAAGAUCGAGUUCUGUUUCAGUGUCCCCACCACAUGGAAAGAUCCAGCAAUGGUUGCAGAACACGAGUUGCUCAUCAGACAGGCCGGGUUUGGAAGUGAAGUACACCACACAGCCCGAAUUACUCUCACAGAGGCAGAAGCAGCUGCCGUGUACGCUUCAAAGCACCAGUACCAGAAGGGAGAUGUCUUCCUCAUUUGUGAUGCUGGAGGUGGAACGACUGAUGUAAAUGUCCUGAAAGUUGCAGCUCAGGAGGAUGGACAAACAGAACUCGAGCCUCUAUCCUGGGUAGAAGGGCAGCCUAUCGGUUCAACUCUGAUUGAUUUCAAAGUCGAGAUUCUGAUGAGAGAGCGUCUGAGACGUAUCCAUCACAAGCUACCUGAUGGUCCAGACAAUAUUGCUCGUAAUACAAUGCGAGAAAGCUCACGUUUCGAGACCUUCAAACGCAACUAUGGGAGUGAAUCAUUUAGCCAACUCUAUUUGACACUUCCGAUCUCUUGUCUUCCUCCUGGGUUCGAUGAUCCUGAUGCUCAUAUAGAGAACUCGAUGAUGGUAAUCUCAAAAGAGGACUUAGAGAAGAUUUUUGACCAACAAGUCUCAAGAAUUGUGCGCCUUCUCGAAGAACAACUCCAGACAUUGCAACAUAAUCAUCCAACGGAGACAAUAAAUUAUUUGGUUCUAUCAGGCGGCCUUGGGAGCUCACCAUACCUUUACCAGAGACUCAAGUCACACUUUGAACUCGGAGCCCAUGGAUCCGUCAACACACAAAACCUGACGAUUUUGAAAGCCGACAAGCCUCAGCUUGCUGUCGUCCGAGGCCUCGUGAUGGAUAGAGUACAAGAAAUUAUCUCGGACAGAAACGUUUAUGUGGAAAGAUGUUGUCGUAGCUCCUACGGCGUGGUUGCGCGUCAUCCUUACAAUCCGAUGUUCCAUCAAGGGGAGCCAGUUUCCGAAGAUCCACGAGACAAAAGAAGAUGGGCUGAGCAGCAAAUUGAUUGGUUUAUUAAACAAGGAGACAAAGUAUCCGUCAAACAGGGCAUCAAGCAGCACUAUAGACUCAAAUUGGAUCCAGGUCGAGAGCAAUUGCCUUGGAAGACCCAAAUUGUCAUGUCGGCUCUUCCUGUUCACAGUCUACCCACCAGUAUGCGGAUGGAUGGUGCAACAACGGUUUGUGCUCUCGAGUCGGUUCCAGAUUACUGGGACUUAAAGCUCAAGAACCGGCACUGGUAUAAUUUCAAGCCAAAAUAUUAUCGAGCAGAGUUUGAUGUUCAGGUGCUCGUCGGAUCCGCGGACCUGAAGUUUCAGGUUUUGGGGAGGAAUGGAGCAUUGAGUAAGAAGCAUGAUGAUAUCAGUGUCCGCUGGACAAACUCCACGAAACAGCAAGAGCCUGCUCGGGAAAGAGAAAGACCUGGUGACGAAUUUGGACUGUAUCGAUUCUAG
Exophiala bonariae is the source of this 1833-nucleotide messenger RNA. RefSeq lists its product as uncharacterized. The transcript is spliced from 3 exons. NCBI's taxonomy places the organism in Eukaryota, Fungi, Ascomycota, Eurotiomycetes, Chaetothyriales, Herpotrichiellaceae. The coding region runs from base 1 to 1833 and encodes 610 amino acids. The record is from RefSeq and is a predicted model, not a curated record.